UUCCACUCUAAAAGUGUUGUUACUACGAAAAUAGGAAGAAAUCGAGAACAUUCCUUGACGAGCCACACGUUGUACCGGUCAUUGUGAUAGCAUCAGACGUACAUACGUACAUGCGUCGUAUGUAUAAACUAACACUCGGUCACGCGACGAUAACGCGCUGCAGAGUCGAGAGCAUGCCCAACUGUCGCUCGCAAUAAGAGCCUCAUCAUCUCUGCCGUCUCUCUGCACAAUGUUUGUCUGUCUAUCACUUCUAUUCGCUUUGCAUUUUCCAGCAGUAGUGAAGCUGGAGGGCAGCAACAGGUCGUCAGCUUUCCCAUCAUCGAACGACGUGCCGCUCGUCUGGAGUUUGUGGUCGACAUGGUCGGGGUGGACGGCCUGUUCACGCCAUUGCGGAGGCGGUGUGUCAAAGAGGAUGAGGGUUUGUUUGCACGACGACUUCGACGACAUUUGGAACAACAAACCGAGUAAUGGGAAGACUGACGUCGACGUUGUGUGUCCUGGAGAUGCGAGGAAGUACAAAUCGUGCAACACUCAGCCAUGCAACAAAGGAGAAGCAGAUUUCAGAGAGUUGCAGUGUUCGCUGUUCAAUGUGCUUCAAUUUCACGGCAAGCACUACGACUGGAUCCCCUGCACCAGUCAUUAUGACUAUGCCAGUGCCAAAAAAAUCAACCCGUGUGCUCUCAACUGCUAUCCUGAUGGACAUGACCGGUACAUCACCUUCAGUGACAGUGUCGUAGAUGGAACACCGUGUUUAUUAGACAAUGGCAAAUCCGGAGUCUGUGCCGAUGGCACAUGUUUGGCGACUGGUUGCAACAAGCUGAUUGGCUCAACCUUAGAGUACGACAAGUGUGGAGUCUGUGGAGGAAAUGGCAACUCUUGCUUCACUACUACCGCAAAAUAUAAAAACACUAUAUCAACAAGAGACUACUACCCCAUAUUUCUUAUUCCAGAAGGAGCAAGAAACAUUCAAGUGCUGCAGACGAGACAAACCAAAAGCCAUCUGACUGUGUUUAAUCCAAUCACAUUUGAGGCUUACAUCAAUGGAAACUGGACGAUAGAUCCACCGGGUUUGUACAACAUAGCAGGGACAAUCUUCGAUUACAGUAGAGAUGUCCCAUUACACACUCUGAAGCAAUAUGGCUUAGAGUCACUCCAUGCGCUUGGCCCAACCACGUGUCCAUUGAUAAUCCUAAUCUUAACUAAGAGGCGAGGACAUCAAUUUCACAGAUUCAAUAUCUCAUACACCAGACCAAAUGAAGACUAUGGAGCCAAAGACCCAUCAUUACAAUCUGUGUAUUAUCCUCAUCAGAGGUACUGGAGGUCACGCACCAAUCCUCUACCAACGAUGAAACAAGCAAAAUUCAAAGAGAACUUUAUGGGAUUUGAUGACGUGAAGUUACCCAUCGAAUUGCCUAUCAACCACUCGAUAGCCCUACCUCAAUGGGUAAAAGGUCCGGUUAGCAGCUGCUCUAAAUCUUGUGGUGGAGGUAUUAAAACGAUCACAUUCCAGUGCCGGCAAGGUAUCCAUCUCUUACACAAUUCAGCGUGCAACUCAACUGUUAAACCACACAAUCGAACUAAACAUUGCAAUACAAUGGACUGCCCACCAAGUUGGGAAUAUGGUUCAUGGAGCAGCUGUAGUCGAACUUGUGGCAAUGGGGUGAAAACAAGAACAGCUAAAUGUCGGCAAACAGCCUCAACUGUUGCCACACAAACCAUAUCAUCUGAAUGGUGUCGCCCUCGUGUGCACAAAUUGGCAUCAAACUGCUGUCUGUGUGCGGGCGAUGGCAUGCAAAAGCUGCCAUCCAAAUGCUGCUCACCAAGUCAACCAAUCACAAAAGAGAAUUGCUACGUGCAAAGGUGUUGGGGAAAAUGGAAAGUCAACGAAUGGCAGCCAUGUAGCAAUGUAUGCGAGAACGCAUUUCAGUAUCGUGACAUCGACUGUCUUUCAAACAAGACAGGACAGCAAUUGCCCUCGUCAGAUUGCAACCCCGAAACACAACCGGCUAGCAAGCGGCUAUGCAAACCGUCACCUGCAUGUGUGACAUACUGGUAUACAGGAGCGUGGGGACCAUGUUCGGUGAAAUGUGGCAAAGGAGUUCACACCAGAAAGAUAAGUUGUUAUGGCCAAGUUAAUUCAUCAGGCAGUAUAACCCAUCACGCCUUACCCAGCAAAAUGUGUGAUUCUCGAUCAAAAUCCAAACUAGCGACAAAAAACUGCACAAAACAUGCUUGUAGUCCCGACUGGGUGACCGGCAGUUGGUCGCAGGUAAUCACCUCAAAUACAGUAGUGGACAAAAGUAUUUGCCGGGCAAGGGUUUUCAGGAUGUUUGUGUUUUAACCUAGGUGUGUUGAUCAGUAGUGACCUGACGAAUAAUUAGAACCAACAUCUGAGAAUAGAAUGAUAUGAAAUGCUUCAAAAUAUCCCUCUUCCAGUGAUAGGACUCAAUACAGUUUUUUGAAACCGGUUCAGAGAAUACCAUUUAUGAUUACUAUAGUGACUGAAAUUGGACAUUUUGACCCACAAUAGUGCUAAUUGGUACAGAAUUGAGUCUAAAUCAGUUGGUUGUUGCAAUUUAAGAUUACCGUUACAACCUAGUUAAAAGCCAAUUAAGUUUACAUUACAAUUUAUCAAAGCAUAUUCAAUGCAAACAAUAUUUCAACCUUUGAAAACAAACUAAUUUAUCAAUUUAUGCUCAUAUCAGCACUUACUUCCAUUCUGUAGGCCAGAAUAUGAUGAAAAAUCAACAAAAACUACCCGGCAAAUACUUUUGUCCACUACUGUAUAUGAAACGUACUAUACUAACAGGGUGUGUGUGUGUGGUAACAGUGCUCAAAGACCUGCCACACAGAUGAUCACGAUAAUUACCAACAGAGGACAGUCGAGUGUAUGACUGACGGUAGAUCUUCUCCUGGUGAAUGCGAUUUAGCAUCAAAGCCGUACAAAUACAAGCAUUGCGCUCAGUCU
Messenger RNA from Corticium candelabrum, 2968 nucleotides. Its product is annotated as A disintegrin and metalloproteinase with thrombospondin motifs 18-like. Gene Ontology annotation, biological process: extracellular matrix organization. The record is from RefSeq and is a predicted model, not a curated record. Bases 230 to 2341 code for a protein of 703 amino acids. The transcript is spliced from 15 exons. Lineage: Eukaryota; Metazoa; Porifera; Homoscleromorpha; Homosclerophorida; Plakinidae.